UAACUCCUCCGCACAGCUAGGAAGAUCGCAUUCUAACGCUCCUCAUGCCGUCCCAAGCAGUAGCAUUAGGAACUCUACUGUCGCUCGUAGCGCUGAGGCUCAUCACCACGAGCACCGCCGAAGCGCAGCUUCCGCCGUCAACAGGUGGUGGCGGCGCCGAGGAAUGCAUAAGGAGAUGUGGCAGCGUAGACAUCCCCUACCCGUUUGGCUUCGGGCCAGACCACUGUGCAUUGUCCCAGGCCUACAUGCUCACCUGCAACGACACUGGGAACGGCACCUUCGUACCCUUCGGUUGGAAAACGGUCCAAGUCCUGGACAUCUCCCUAGAGCGUGGGCACAUCCGGGUAAUGAACUUCAUCUCUUUCUACUGCUACGACGCAACAUCUCAGGGCAUGGAUUACAGCCGGUGGCACUGGGACCUGACCAACUCGGUGUACGCGCUGUCCAACGACAACAAGUUCGUCGUCAUCGGGUGCCGGACGCUGGCCUUCAUCGGCAACGUGAAGGACAUGGGCAAGAAGUACAUGACAGGCUGCGCGGCCAUGUGCCCGAUCGACGGCAACCAGACGCUCACGGACAUGUCCUGCUCCGGGAUGGGCUGCUGCCAGGCUCCGAUCCCGCCAGGCCUGCAGUACUACGAGGUGUUUUUCGACGACCGCUGGAACACGUCUGCCAUCCACGGCUUGAGCCCCUGCAGCUACGCGGUGCUCAUGGAGUCGUCCAACCUCACCUUCUCGGAAACCUAUGUGACCUCGCCGGAGUUCAACACGACGUACGGCGGGCGAGCGCCCAUGGUUCUUGACUGGUUCAUCCCUAACAAAAAUUGCCAAGUCGCUCGCACAGAUCCUGGGUACGCGUGUGUCAGCAGCAACAGCGAGUGCGUUGACACAGCCAGCGGACAAGGCUACAUCUGCAACUGCAAACGAGGCUUCCGGGGCAAUCCCUACGUCAAAGGCUCUGAUGGAUGCCAAGACAUAAAUGAGUGCGACGAUCCAGUCAAGUACGGCUGCCACGGAUCCUGCGCCAACGCACCGGGAACGUUCAAAUGUUUUUGCCCCAGGGGUACCCGAGGAAAUGCGUCGGCUGGACCAUGCCAGAAAGAGUCGUUACCCAAGGGGGUACGGCUCGGUAUUGGGAUUUUUGCUGGUAUUUUUUCUUGCCUGGUUGUCUUUCUUGCAAUGGAAGUUGUUCUCCAUCGGCGUAGCAUCAAAAGGCAAGCUCUGCACAAGCAAAGCAACCAAUAUUUUCAGCAACACGGAGGCCAGCUGCUCUCGCAAAUGUUGAGAGUAGAAGGCAAUGACAAUGCGAUCAUCUUCUACGAGAGAGAAGACAUCGUGAAGGCGACGGCGAACUUCGACAAGGCCAACAUCAUAGGAGAAGGGGCGCAAGGCACCGUUUAUAAGGCGACCCUUUACGUUGAUGGUAUUGCGACCACCGUGGCCGUGAAGCGAUGCAAGGAGAUCGACGAGAACAGGAAGACGGAGUUCCUGCAGGAGCUGGUCAUCCUUUGCCGCGUUAGCCACCCCAACAUCGUCAAGCUUCUCGGCUGCUGCCUGCAGCUGGAGGCGCCUGUGCUCGUGUACGAGUUCGCCCGGAACGGGACCCUGCAGCAUCUGCUGCACGGGAGGCCCAGGCGGCACCCCGCCGUGAGCCUUGCGACCAGGCUCAGGAUCGCCGUGGAGUCUUCCAGGGCCCUAGCGCACCUGCACAAUCCACCGCACCAGAUCCUCCACGGCGACGUGAAGCCGGCCAACAUCCUCCUCGGCGACGGCUGCGUCGUCAAGGUGUCCGACUUCGGCUGCUCAACGAUAGAUGACAGCACACAGGUGGUGCCCAAGGGCACCAUGGGCUACCUGGACCCGGAGUUUCUCUACGACUUCCAGCUCACCAAGUUGAACGACGUUUACAGCUUUGGGGUGCUGCUCAUAGAGCUUCUGACGGGCAAGAAACCACUGGUCAAGGAGCGGAAGAACCUGACGGCAAUGCUUCACGAGUCUCUGGGGAAUGGCACCCUUGAUGAACUACUGGAUACGGACAUAGUCGGCGAAGGCAGCAUGAGGGUGAUCCAUCAAGCUGUGGAGUUGGCGAGCCGAUGCAUAGCGAUUCCCGGUGAAACAAGGCCCACGAUGCAGCAGGUGGCGGAGGAGCUCUGGCGGCUAUCAGAGCAAGUGCCGGAACGAGCACCGCCACCAGAGGACCUGGAAGGCCGUGGCUUCAUGGACACGGUGACAGCAUUGUCAUACGGUUAUACUACCGGCGAGAGUGAAACCACCGGAUUUUAUGGACUUGAAAGCAACGCUGCUCUGAGCAUAGAAUAUGCUAGGUGAAAAUUGCUUGGACAUCGAGGUUGUUCUACAUUUAUUUUGUGUUCACAUGACGACAAUACAUACCUCUCCCUUUUCCCUAGUCCCUACCGAAUGGAAACAGUGAAUGCUGUCAUGUAAAACUUAAUCAAGGCCAAACAAUCGGAUCUGUAUAAUUGUGGAUGAAUUGUCGUCUUUAAUUCUUUCUUCAUAUAUAGAAAGUAACAUUGUAGGCUCGUAGCCUAGCAUAA
Panicum virgatum (switchgrass) is the source of this 2554-nucleotide messenger RNA. Its product is annotated as wall-associated receptor kinase 2-like. Gene Ontology annotation, molecular function: protein serine/threonine kinase activity; calcium ion binding; ATP binding. Gene Ontology annotation, biological process: cell surface receptor signaling pathway; protein phosphorylation. NCBI's taxonomy places the organism in Eukaryota, Viridiplantae, Streptophyta, Magnoliopsida, Poales, Poaceae. Bases 45 to 2327 code for a protein of 760 amino acids. Gene Ontology annotation, cellular component: plasma membrane. The record is from RefSeq and is a predicted model, not a curated record. The transcript is spliced from 3 exons.